Molecule: messenger RNA, 1026 nt
Organism: Phytophthora sojae
Lineage: Eukaryota; Oomycota; Peronosporomycetes; Peronosporales; Peronosporaceae
Exons: 1
Coding region: 1-1026 (341 amino acids)
Molecular function (GO): catalytic activity
Source: RefSeq, a predicted model, not a curated record
AUGCCGCACCCGCUCUUCCUGUCGGUAGUCGACGCACUUCGUUUCGUUUCUGGUUUCACGGCGAAGAAUGCAACAGUCGACACGUGCAAUUGGAGCUUCAUCGAGCGACGAAGCAAGGACGACAAGUGCGACGACGUUGUGGUGUUCUUGCAUGGCUUCAGCAGUAUGAGGGAAGCGUGGCUGCGAGUGGCGCGCGGAGUCGACAAACGCUUCAGCAUCGUCAUCCCAGAUCUUCCUGGUCACGGUCGCACCACGCCCAGUGACGCGCUUUCCGACUAUUCCAUGGGAACUCAGGCUGAGCGACUUCAUAAAUUCCUGGAGAAUGAAGUACCUGCAGAAAAGAGGAUUCACCUUGUUGGCUGCUCCAUGGGCGGCAUGCUAGCCGGAGUGUACGCUGGGAUGUACCCGGAACGGGUGAAGUCACUUACGUUGGUGUGUCCUGCGGGGAUCACGAUGCCCAACAAGAGCGAUCUACUGAAGAUGCUGGAAAAUUCUGGUCGUAAUUUAUUGCUUGCACACACGCCCGAAGAUAUUAAAGAGAUGAACAAAGCCCUCCACUUCAAACCAGUGACUGUACCGCAUGCGCUGGCGGCGAUCAUCGCAUCGGAUCGGAAGAAGCAGCUACCAGUGUUGGAGAAGAUUAUCGGAGACUCCCUCGAGAACCCGAUAGCGCUCGAGGAACUGCUGCCUAACAUUCGAGCCAAGACGUUGGUCCUGUGGGGAAAGCACGACCGUGUUCUCGACGUCUCGUGCGUUGAAGUUCUACGACAGCAGCUGCAUCCAGAUACCCAGAGUCAAGUUGUUCUCAUUGACGAAUGCGGCCACCUCGUUCAACAUGAAAAAUACGCGGAGUGUAGCGCUGCGAUCAACAAGCACCUAGCUGAUAACAUGGGUGCAGAUUCGACAAUGCAAGGGCAAAGAGCGGCCAGCAGUAAGCUCAAGCAACUCGCGAUGUCCGCACGCCAAAUCAUUCCGAGCUAUCGUCGAUUACAAGCGCCAGCGCGGAGCUCGUAUGCCGUACAGUAA